Messenger RNA from Pyrenophora tritici-repentis Pt-1C-BFP, 1824 nucleotides. RefSeq lists its product as uncharacterized. The record is from RefSeq and is a predicted model, not a curated record. Lineage: Eukaryota; Fungi; Ascomycota; Dothideomycetes; Pleosporales; Pleosporaceae.
AUGGAGUACCAGCUCGCUCUCGACCGCAUAGGUUGGACCUAUGUCUCUAUUUUCAUUGUUUGGAACACUUUGUUGGCAUCAGGUCUCACAUUCCUAUGGCUCAACCGGCAGCACCCUACACUUCGCAUGCGCAGGCUGCCAGUCUUGUUCACUGGCAUCAUUGCACUUCACAUCUACGGCACUCUUUGCUGCCUUGCAUACCCAUUUGGUGCAGCCUUCCCGUGCUCAGUCGUCUUCUGGAUGAUGUCGAUUGCUGUUCCACUAGGUAUGGCUUUAUUCCAUGCGUCCAACAGUCAGUUUCUGCACCUCGCCAGUCGUCAGAAGCGCUUUGCACACAUGAGCUCUUUGAAGGACCACGAGCCGAUCGAUGAAAAGAAGGCCCAGGAAGUUUCCAACAGCCGGUGGAAGCGCAUCAUGAAUGGAGUCGAGCGUGCCGACAAUAUCGAGCGGACCCUUAUCUUCAUUGGUAUGGGCAUGAUAGCUCAGGUUUUAUUGGUUCUCUUCGUUUUUCUCGCAUCAGAGAAGUUUCAUCCAGGUUGGGGCAUUUUCGAUUACACAAUCAAAGGCACCGGUAUGGAAGCGACGGCCAACUGUGUCAAGGGCUGGGAGUGGUGGCUGUCAAUUGUCUGGCAGUUAUUCUGGUCCUGGGUCUACGCACCCUGGAUUCUGUUCAAGUCCCGCAGCAUCAAGGACGUCCACGGUUGGCGGCUACAGACCAUCUGCUGCUGCCUUGUUGGCCUGCCCGCAUCUCCUCUUUGGCUCGCUGGUCUCUACACUCCCCAGUUUGCCCCUAUCAACGCAGUGUUCCCUCCGCCUGUCUGGUUCGCCGUCUGCUUCGGCAUGAUGGAGGUUUUCAGCAUCGGCUUCCCAAUUGUCAACCUGCUGAGGAGUAAGAGACUUGCUCAAGAGACACUUGAUGCUAUCGCCGACUGGGAGACACGUCAAGCAGCCGCUGGUCUGAACGAGACUACCGACCAAUACAAGACUGGUGACUCGCUCACUACGACUAUCACGGUCAAGUCUGCUGGCGAUAUCAGCUACAGCAUGCAGUCAUUUGAGUCACACAAGUCGGAUAUCUUGACCAUGACUGCCUUGGAGAACGCGCUUCGAACCAACGCAUUGCCACUCCUUGAGUUUGCCGCUCUGAAGGACUUUUCUGGCGAAAACGUCAGCUUCCUUACCCACGUUGCCGAUUGGCGACGCUACUGGUUUACACCAAAGUCGAACACAGCUGAGCACCGCCGCCACCAGUUCGUCGCUGCUACACGCAUCUACGCUCAUUUCAUCUCUCUUGAAUUUUCCGAAUUCCCCAUCAACAUCUCAUCCAAAGAGAUGAAGCGUCUCCAUGUCAUCUUUUCGCAAACUGCACACUUUCUCUACAGCCACCGUUCAGGCUCGAUUACUUCUUCGCUCAGCGACAAGGCCACUCCUUUCGACAACGUCAUGCCAGAUGAUGCCUCAGAUUCACCCUUCAACAGCGACAGCGAUCGCAGCAACAGCAGCGCAUCAUCUCAUGAGCUCAAGGCACCGCCCAGCCCCAUGUCGCCUACGACGCCCGUCUGCCUUGAUAGGCUGGGACGUGCGAACCUCAAGGCUGUUUCCAACAUGGAGGAGCUGCAUGAGGAUGCGAUGCUGGCCGAGGUGGAGAUUCCAGAUGCUUUCACCGAGAUGGUAUUCGAUGCUGCCGAGAAGGAGAUCAAGUACCUCGUCUUAACCAACACUUGGCCAAAGUUUGUCAACCUUGGACGUGCAAACAGCCAGCUUACCAAGGAUAGCGAUGCCGAGAAGGGCAACGCAUGGAUGCGCAAGCUGCUUUGCAAUUAG